Messenger RNA from Notothenia coriiceps (black rockcod), 1945 nucleotides. It is a transcript of the gene mbd4, whose product is annotated as methyl-CpG binding domain protein 4. The transcript has 9 exons. Bases 351 to 1733 code for a protein of 460 amino acids. Gene Ontology annotation, molecular function: pyrimidine-specific mismatch base pair DNA N-glycosylase activity; DNA binding. Gene Ontology annotation, biological process: DNA repair. The record is from RefSeq and is a predicted model, not a curated record. Gene Ontology annotation, cellular component: nucleus. NCBI's taxonomy places the organism in Eukaryota, Metazoa, Chordata, Actinopteri, Perciformes, Nototheniidae.
AUCCGCGCGCUACUUCCUGUGUGCGGGGCAAGUCUUUGUUGUUGACAUCGGAGAGUAUGCGGCGAGACAAAAGUGAAUCUUCACCAUGCAUACAGUAUACCGUAUACAGAGAGGGGAGCUGCAUUUUUGCGAGAAUCAAAGUACUUCCAGUUACUCAGGUAUUAUUUGAUCUGCACCAACUCAUUUGUUAUAAAGAUGUAAGAUGAAGAAGACACAGACCAGGAAUGACUGCUGAUGUGGGAGUAAAAAGUCGGACAAUGAGCUGAAGGCCGUAAGCUUCAACAGAGUCUACAACAUCAGAAUCCAACACUCUAUCAACCGGACUCAAUAACAACAGUAAUAUACCUACCAUGAUGCAUACUGGCUGUGAUUUCCUGCUGGAAACCGGUGGAGACAUAAAUAACCAAAGUCAUAAUGACAAGGAUGACUCAUGCCACACUUCCACAUUGCCCCCUGGCUGGAUCAGAGAGGUUAGGCAGCGUAAAGCAGGCAAGACAGCAGGCAAAAUGGACGUCUACAUUACAAGUCCCCAAGGGCAAAGGUUUCGGUCGAGAGCAUCCCUGCAUGCUUUCUUCAUAAAAAAUGGAGAAGGGAACCUAGAAAUAGACCUCUUUGAUUUCACUGCAUCCAAGGACGAUGCUCCCACCCCUUCGCAAUUACUCCCCUCUCAAGUGAAACAGAAGAGAAGAAAGAAAAGAAAUGCAGGUGCACCGCAGGAGACAAAAGAAGAUGCAACAGAAAUACUGGAUCCACCUCCUAAUAAAUCUAAAAAAGCCUCUUCCUCCCUCAGAAGUAAAACUAAAGACAGAAAAGUAAAAAGUGCAUGUGUGAAGAGCUUCAUAAAAGCGCCUUUAACCAAAGAGGAUGAUGUAAAACUGCAGAAGAGCCCUCAGAGGUCAGGUCAGCUGAGAGAGAAGCUACUCCGACUGGAUCCUCCCAGUAACCAACAACACACUCUCAUUGUUAGCAAGGAUGAAGAAGCAGACUCGAGGCCUUCUGCUCCCAAACUGAAUGUUGAACCUGCCACUGAGAGUGAGAAUGAGGGUGAGGAAGAACGAGGCAGAGAUGAGCUGCAGAUUCACAUCAAAGGUGCCAACAAAUCUAAUUCUGAUCUGGAGGCAGAUGCUGAGGAUGAGGAAGAGGAGGUGUUGUUACCUGACACCACUGGUGGGAGCUGCAUACCAGUGAGAGAUUCCCAGAAUAGGUCCAAGUGCGGGGAACACAAACGCAAAACAAGCCCUUAUUUUAAAAGGAAACACCCCAGUGAUGACCUUAGUCCCCCCAGGAGGAAGGCCUUCAAGAAGUGGACACCUCCCCGCUCACCCUACAACCUCGUACAGGAAACACUUUUCCACGACCCCUGGAAGCUUUUGGUGGCCACCAUUUUUCUGAAUAAGACGAGUGGCAAGAUGGCCAUACCAGUGCUGUGGCAGUUCUUUGAACGUUACCCGUCUGCAGAGGUGACCCGGGAGGCCGACUGGAAGCCCCUGUCUGAACUAAUGAAGCCACUAGGCCUGUAUGAGCUCAGAGCAAAAACACUCGUACGCUUCUCAGAUGAGUAUCUAACUAAACAGUGGCGUUACCCCAUUGAGUUGUACGGCAUUGGGAAGUACGGCAACGACUCCUAUAGGAUCUUCUGUGUGGACGAGUGGAGAGUGGUGAAACCUGAAGAUCACAUGCUGAACAAAUACCACGACUGGCUAUGGGAGAACCAUGAAAGACUUGGAAUCUGAAAUCCAAAAUAUGAAGAACUACAAAGAAGAUUUGCUGUGGAAACAAGCAUGAAAAUCAGUUGCAUCACAUAAACCAUUUCAAUAUUAGUAUUAUGAUGAACUUGCAUUGUUAUUCCUGAAUGUCUCUAUAAUUAUGCUCUGAAAUGUCUCCUUACUUUUAAAAAGUUUUACUUACGUGUAAUAAAAUGUUUUUAGUAGUUUAAAAGUUGAAA